This is a messenger RNA of Aspergillus heteromorphus CBS 117.55, 1596 nucleotides long. RefSeq names its product aldose 1-epimerase. The record is from RefSeq and is a predicted model, not a curated record. Gene Ontology annotation, biological process: beta-D-galactose catabolic process via UDP-galactose, Leloir pathway; glucose metabolic process. Gene Ontology annotation, molecular function: carbohydrate binding; aldose 1-epimerase activity. The coding region runs from base 301 to 1299 and encodes 332 amino acids. The transcript is spliced from 2 exons. Lineage: Eukaryota; Fungi; Ascomycota; Eurotiomycetes; Eurotiales; Aspergillaceae.
CCCGGAGGGAAUGAAAUGAAAUGAAAUGAAAUACGGUGGUGCAUCGGGUGUCUUUCACCGGCUGGAGACGACCUGACCACCAUUAACUAAAUUAUUCCUUCCUGAGUUCCUUCAGCAAUCAUAACCUAGCUAGCCAUACGCCCAGAGAGACACAGCCACGCUCCGGUCGGUGUUCUCCGGGGUGAGCCAAUUGCGGGGUAAGCGGGACAGACAGACGGACGGACAUUCUCUUUUAACCCCCCAGUGUUGCAUCUGCUCAAUCCGUCUACUUUCAAGACACAAGCAGUACGCUCGUCAAACAUGGGAGACCAGACCUCGGCCAAGUUCUCGUCCCUGGGUGCCAUCAUCCAGGAAUUCAACGUGGACGGGCAGAACAUCGUUCAGGGGUUUGCCACCAAGGACCUUUACGAGAAGCACAAUUCGCCCUGGUUCGGGGCCAACAUCGGCCGCGUCGCCAACCGGAUCAAGGAUGGGAUCAUUCGCAAUCUCAAUGGUCGCGAGUACCAGUUGGAGAUCAACGACCCGCCCAAUGCUCUCCACGGCGGGAGUCGGGGAUGGGGCCGCUGUGAAUUCGACGGCCCGACGGUGCUGAGUCGCAAUGGCAAGGACACCCUGCUUUACACAUACCGGAGCCCGCAUGGCGAGGCCGGGUACCCGGGCACGGUCGAGCUGAGGGUCUUCUAUACGGCGAGUGAGGAGAUGGCAGCCGGCAAGACUGUGUCGGUGCUGAACAUCGAGUAUGAGGCCGAGCUGGUGGGCGACGAGUGUGAGGAGACGGUUAUCAACCUGACCAAUCACAGUUACUUCAACAUCGGUGGGGGCGCCACAACCGAAGGCACUAUUGCCAAACUCGCAACGCAAGAGUAUCUCCCUCUGGAAGGCGGCAUCCCCAGGGGCUCCAUCGAGCCCUAUCCCAGCAAUGUCACCGGGGAGUUCACCUUUGGCCCACACAACCAAUUUGACGAUGUGUUCGUGAUGGAGCGCGAGAUCGCCCGCGUGCCACUCGACACGCGCGGGCAGCCACUCAAGCUCCUGGCGGAGUUCCAGCACCCGGACUCGCGCCUGCAGCUGCAGGUACAUAGCACAGAGCCUGCCUUCCAGUUUUACACGGGCCAGGGCAUCGACGUGCCCGCGGUCGACGGGAACCCUAGCCGGGGCCCGUUUGCCGGCUUCUGCAUCGAGCCCAGUCGGUUUGUCAACGCGAUCAACGAGCCCGCGUGGCGGCACACGGUCGUGCUGAAGAAGGGAGCGAGGUACGGCAGCCAGAUCGUAUACAAGGCCUGGAGGGACCCGAGGUGAACUGCCGGCAGGACGGCACCGUCCGAAUCGGGUAAUGUCAUGCCAUUCAUGGAUACCCGAACUCGACCAUCUUCCUAUCAUCAGCGGCCGAUCGGUGGACCUUGGAUCUCGGCAUCAUGGAAGUAAAUAACUGUGUAUCUAGGGGAGAGGGACGAAGACGGUGCGGAAUAUUCUCCGUGCCCUUAUUCACCACUAGCCUUACAUAGAUAGCACUCACUUGUGUGCCUUUUGUUGCGUAAUCUUUUAGUCCCCUUGGCGCAAAUUUUGACGACACGUUUUCUGCCCCUCUGCUCUUGC